Molecule: messenger RNA, 2273 nt
Organism: Condylura cristata (star-nosed mole)
Lineage: Eukaryota; Metazoa; Chordata; Mammalia; Eulipotyphla; Talpidae
Gene: ZNF331
Product: zinc finger protein 331
Exons: 4
Coding region: 199-1602 (467 amino acids)
Biological process (GO): negative regulation of transcription by RNA polymerase II
Molecular function (GO): DNA-binding transcription repressor activity, RNA polymerase II-specific
Source: RefSeq, a predicted model, not a curated record
GCCUGCGGGCAGACGCGCUGCCAGCGCCAAGUGUUUGUGGGUUCUGCUUCCCCUGGACGUCGCCGCGAGAAACCUCAGCCUCGCGCCCUCUCCCGACGCCCUGGAGGUGGCUGGGUCGCAGCGCUCUGGGUCCUCUGGAUUUUGUCUCUUCAGUGAAGGGGACCCCAAAAAGCCUGAUCAAUUCUUGAAUGUGAAACUAUGGCUCAUGGUCUGGUGACCUUCUCGGACGUGGCCAUCGACUUCUCUCAGGAGGAGUGGGCAUGUCUGGACUCUGCGCAGAGGGACCUAUACUGGGAUGUGAUGCUGGAGAACUACAGUAACUUGGUCUCACUGGAUUUGGAGUCCCCAUAUGAGGCCAAGAAUUCAUCUACAGAAAGGAGCAUCUGUGAAAGAAAAGUUCCCAAACGGAACUCAAAUGGAAAAAGGAAAGCCCCUGCCUUUGGCUGGACAUGUGAAGGUGAGUGUGAAGGACCACAGGGCCCUCGAGAGGGAUAUUUCAAUCAAGUGAUACUCAGCUGUGGGAAAAAGCCCACUCACAGGGGAAGCACAUCUGCUAGGCCACACCAGAGACACAGCAGGGAGAAUGCCUAUGAAUGCAAGGAGUGCGGGAAGGCCUUUAGUCGUAGCUAUCAACUUACCCAGCACCAGAAAAUUCACACUGGUGAGAAACCCUAUGAAUGUAAAGAAUGUAAAAAAGCCUUCCGUUGGGGUAAUCAGCUUACUCAGCAUCAGAAAAUUCAUACUGGUGAGAAACCUUAUGAAUGUAAGGACUGUGGGAAAGCCUUCCGGUGGGGCUCAAGCCUCGUCAUUCAUAGGAGAAUCCAUACGGGUGAGAAGCCCUAUGAAUGCAAAGACUGUGGGAAAGCCUUUAGACGUGGCGACGAGCUCACUCAGCAUCAGCGAUUUCACACUGGCGAGAAAGACUAUGAAUGUAAAGACUGUGGGAAGACCUUCAGCCGUGUGUAUAAAUUAAUUCAACACAAGCGAAUCCAUAGUGGUGAGAAACCCUACGAAUGUAAAGACUGUGGAAAGGCCUUCAUUUGUGGCUCAAGCCUCGUUCAACAUAAGAGAGUUCACACUGGAGAGAAGCCCUAUGAAUGUCAAGAAUGUGGGAAGGCCUUUACUCGCGUCAAUUACCUUACUCAGCAUCAGAAGAUUCACACUGGUGAGAAGCCUCAUGAAUGUAAGGAAUGCGGGAAGGCCUUUCGUUGGGGUUCAAGCCUUGUCAAACAUGAGAGGAUUCAUACAGGUGAGAAGCCAUAUAAAUGUACAGAGUGCGGGAAGGCCUUUAAUUGCGGCUAUCACCUCACUCAGCACGAGAGAAUUCACACUGGUGAGACGCCUUAUAAAUGUACUGCAUGUGGAAAGGCCUUUAUUUAUGGGUCAAGCCUUGUUAAGCAUGAGAGGAUUCACACAGGGGUGAAACCCUAUAAAUGUAAAGAAUGUGGAAAGGCCUUCAGUCACGGCCAUCAGCUUACACAGCAUCAGAAAAUUCAUAUGGGUGAGAAGCCUCUUGAAUGUAAGGAAGGUGGAAAGCCCUGUGAUCCUGUAAAGCAUCACAGAGACCAUCAGAAAAUGCACACAGUCGAAGCACCUAUAUAAUGUGAUAAGUCUGUGGAAGUCUCCAUACAACAGAAAGAAGAGUCAUGUCAUAAUUUAACAGACAGAGCCUUCACAGUCACUGGCUGAUGGCUAUCAGAACAGUCAGGCUGCAGACAAACUGGGGAGAGUGGAGAAAUCACUUUUUUGUAGUGAUCACAUCCUCGGCGUAGAAGUUUUCCACUGGACAGGUUAGUUUGAUGAGUACAUAAAAGCCUUCCCUUGUCAUUGAAUCCCUGUCGCAUUUCAGAUGCACUCUAGAGAAUAUUGUGGUAAUGUAAUGUAAUGCAGGAAAGCCUUCAUCACGGUACCGACCCUACCCAUCACCAUCAGCAUCCCACCUCCUUCCUCCUUAUGAGACACUGGGACUGUCACCUGCUGCCCCUGUGCAUUUGUGAAGUGGGAUUAUCACACCUACCUAGAGCUGCUGUGGUGGUGACUGGGUCUGGUACAUGUAAACUCCCUGAGAGUGUAUCUGGAAUACUGUGUAAGUUCAAUAAAUACUAGCUGUUGUUUUUAUCAUUACCAUGAGUGUUGCUUUGGAUGGAUUAUUACAAGAACCCCUCCCCCACCCGUCAGACUUCUAAAAAAAGUGUCAAUUACUGUCAGAAUUUCUUAGUACACAGAAGGCUUAAAACACAAUUAACAAUUAAAAAAUGAAACCAUCAGGCCCU